CACGUGAUAUAAAAACUGCCUCAUCCAAGCCCCCUUGCAGUAUUUGUUCGAUCUGUUACGUUUACGUGCGCUACUGCUCACUGCAGCACCGCUCCUCAGGCUUUCCUGCCGAAAAGAGCGGUCACAAGCAGCUCUAAGAGCUCAAGGCACCUGUGCUCAAGUCUGCAGGCUCCCGAGCGACGUGCUAACCGUACGCAGCCGUGGUGCCGCGCACUACGCGGCCGCAGCGGCACAGCUCUUAAAAGUGGACAAAAUGCACCGCGUAACGCUCGUGCUCGUUGUCGCCCAAGCGCUCGACCUCGCGCCUCUAUCCAAGCUGCGAGCCGUCUCGCUCGCCCGCCCGCCCGAGAGCCGGCUCAUCGCCGGGAAGCUCGACGACUCACACGUCGCCAUCUGGAAGUGGAAGGAGGCGACGAUGGGCGACGGCGCGGGCGCGGCCUGCACCGGUGUGGAACGGGCGCUCGCCGAGCGCGUGAAAGCGGCCACGGGCGGCGAAGCGAUCGUGCUGUCGACGUGCGCGCGCCUCGACGUCUACAGCUACUCUGACGCGGAUAAAGACCUCGCGGCCAUCGUCGCAAGUGACAUUGGCGGCGCGGCCACGACGUGGCGGGCGGCGCGGCUCUUCGCGCCGAGGUACGCCACACCCGUGGAGCCGACGCUCGCGUCGCGCUGCGGCGCCGACGCCGCGCGGCACGUUUUCGAGGUCGCGUGCUUCGCGGGCCUGGAACGGUGCGAGUUCGACCCGUUUGAUAGUCAUCAGGCGCACGUCGUCAAACAAAUAAAAGCCGCCUUCGACGACGCCGCGCGGGACGGGGGACCCUGCGGUACGCGGCUGUCGGCGCUGCUGCGGCUCGCCCUCGAGACGGGCAAGGCCGCGCGCGACGGGAAGAGUGUCAGGGCUAUCAAUACACUUCGGGGGAAGGCCCUCGACGCCGUGGCCCUCGCGACGGCGCGACAGGAAGUGGCGGCCGCCGUCGAGGAAAGAGUGUUGGAGCCCGCCGUCCUGAAAGCGGCGGAGGCGUACGCGGCGCUGGACGCGGGACCGCGAUUGCGGGAACUGAGCGAACUAGCCGACGAGGCCGUCGCCGAGGCGAUACGAUCAGCGCCGAGCGCCGCAUCCCGAGAAGCCGACUUGACGCGGGCUGCGCGGAAGGCACUCCACGGCCCACUGAUGCGAGUUCGGGCCGGCGAGGCCGUGCUGGCCGAGGACGCCAGCUCCGACGUCCGCGCGGCCGUCGCGGAAGCGCUGACUGCUGCUGCUGCGUAAUUUUUGUAAUGUUCGUGAACCACCACCCCCGCGUUACCCGCGGGCCGCGAC
Messenger RNA from Pelagomonas calceolata, 1318 nucleotides. The record is from the annotation of a GenBank genome assembly. Lineage: Eukaryota; Pelagophyceae; Pelagomonadales; Pelagomonadaceae.